AUGUCACCACAACGGAGACGCGAUGACGUCAUCAAACGGCUUGAAGCCGUCCUACAACGAGUACUGGCCGACAUCGUAGCUGGGCGCAACGCCAAGCUCUCCUUCGAGGAGCAUCAUUCGUACAAGAGCAUUGAGUUCGACUUCGUCACCAAGUGUCACCGACCUGUCGCAGAGCCCUCCCUCACCACCCUGGCGCUUCGGUCCAACAAGACCCUCAAGUCCUUUGUUGUCAUGCUUCGCAUCAUGGAGGUCGUUCACGAGCUACUGCUCAGCAAUAAGCACGCAACCAAGAGAGACAUCUACUACAUGGACGUGACGCUGUUUGAAAAACAAGCCAUCGUUGAUCGAGCCAUCGAGAACAUCGCCUCCAUGCUACAUGUGCCGCGCACAGCGCUUCACGUGGUAGGGACGGAGAAGAGUCUGGUUGCUGGCCACGUCAAUUGGAAGGAGAAAGGCGACACCAUCGAUUGCAUGCACUACCUCCACACCGGUAAGGGUGUACCCGACCUGGCAGCUCGUCGAUUCGUUCGCAUGCUCAAGGACACGCUCCCGUCGCUCGUCGUGCUCGCUCUCUGUGAUUACGAUCCCUGGGGUCUGCAGAUCCUCUGCACCUACGCAUUCGGUUCUCUGCGCAUGACAUACGAUGCCGAGAGCCUGGCGACGCCCGAGCUGCUAUGGCUGGGCGUGCACGACGAAGACUUGAAGAAGUGGGAGCUCCCCGCAGCGUGUUUCGCCAACUUGACCGACGUAGACAAGCGCAAGGGAGAGACGAUGCUGAGCAUGCCCGCCCUGCAGGCCAAACCUACCUGGCGGAACCAGCUCAAGAGCAUGCUAGCCGGUGGCAAGAAGAUCGAGAUGCAAGCCCUUUCCUCGAUAUCGAUCUCCUUCUUGUGCGACACCUUCUUGCCCGACAAGAUGGCCAAGGCGCAGUGGCUGUGA
Acanthamoeba castellanii str. Neff is the source of this 939-nucleotide messenger RNA. RefSeq names its product topoisomerase Spo11, putative. The coding region runs from base 1 to 939 and encodes 312 amino acids. Gene Ontology annotation, cellular component: chromosome. Gene Ontology annotation, biological process: DNA metabolic process. Gene Ontology annotation, molecular function: DNA binding; DNA topoisomerase type II (double strand cut, ATP-hydrolyzing) activity; ATP binding. Lineage: Eukaryota; Discosea; Longamoebia; Acanthamoebidae. The transcript is spliced from 9 exons. The record is from RefSeq and is a predicted model, not a curated record.